AGGUGAAAACCUGUAUAUAAUAAUAUUUCAUCAAUCAUCCGUGUCCAGUGCCACGCCCCCUAAGCAUGUCCACCCACACCGCACAUUACACCGACCCGCUCCAAUGCAGGUUAACUGUACCACUUUUGAAACCCGCUUGUCGCUGAAGUAACGCCGACAAACUGGUAUCCGCAAAAUAACUAUUGACCUUAGCAAAGGCGUAGUCAUUGUGUAACUCCCGGCUUCGCCCCGAACCCGUGCCGGGUAUAAAAAGACGACAAUUUUAAUCCAAAAGCAUAAUUCACUCGAUCCCAACAGAAGCAACAUGGCAUUCAAGCUCGUAGUUCUGGCCGCUUUCGUGGCCGUCGCCAACGCCGGCCUCAUCGGCGCCCCCGUGGCCUCGUACGCCGCCGCCCCCGUGGCCGUCGCCAAGACGGUGGUCGCCGACGAGUACGACCCGCACCCACAGUACCAGUACGGAUACGACGUGCAGGACGGUCUGACCGGCGACUCCAAGAGCCAGAUCGAGAACCGCUCCGGGGAUGUCGUCCAGGGUAGCUACUCGUUGGUGGACCCCGACGGCACCAGGCGUACUGUAGAGUACACCGCCGAUCCCGUUAACGGUUUCAACGCUGUCGUGCACAAGGAGCCUCUGGUGCACGCCGCCCCCGUCGCUAAACUUGCGCACUUUUAAGGCGUGGAAGUGAUUAUUGUACAUAAUUUUUUAUUUAUUUAGAAAAAUAAAGUAAUACCUGAUGGAUAGUA
Messenger RNA from Zophobas morio, 744 nucleotides. RefSeq names its product larval cuticle protein A2B-like. NCBI's taxonomy places the organism in Eukaryota, Metazoa, Arthropoda, Insecta, Coleoptera, Tenebrionidae. Bases 305 to 673 code for a protein of 122 amino acids. Gene Ontology annotation, cellular component: extracellular matrix. The transcript has 2 exons. The record is from RefSeq and is a predicted model, not a curated record.